Tetrahymena thermophila SB210 is the source of this 255-nucleotide messenger RNA. RefSeq lists its product as hypothetical. The transcript has 2 exons. Lineage: Eukaryota; Ciliophora; Oligohymenophorea; Hymenostomatida; Tetrahymenidae. The record is from RefSeq and is a predicted model, not a curated record.
AUGAAUCUUAUAUAUCUUGUCCAUCUCCUAUCUGCAAAAACAUCGGAUGGAUAGAUAAUAAAAACUGUCGGAAAUAUUUUAAUUGUACUGUUUGCAAUUACAGAUGUUUAUUUACAAAAUCAUGUCCUAACUGUAAAUCUAGGAUUUAAAAAUAUGGAGGUUGCAGAGAACUAACUUGUAGUCAAUGCAAACACUCUUUUUGCUGGAAUUGUAAGUCUUAAACCCAUACGGAUUUUGAUAUAAUAUGUUUUAUGA